Molecule: messenger RNA, 2534 nt
Organism: Haliaeetus leucocephalus (bald eagle)
Lineage: Eukaryota; Metazoa; Chordata; Aves; Accipitriformes; Accipitridae
Gene: NCF1
Product: neutrophil cytosolic factor 1
Exons: 8
Coding region: 1303-2247 (314 amino acids)
Biological process (GO): respiratory burst; superoxide anion generation
Cellular component (GO): NADPH oxidase complex; cytoplasm
Molecular function (GO): superoxide-generating NADPH oxidase activator activity; phosphatidylinositol binding; protein binding
Source: RefSeq, a predicted model, not a curated record
CAGAAAGCGCUGAAGGAGAUGUUUCCCAUUGAAUCUGGGGACAUCAACGUGGAGAACCGGAUCAUCCCACACUUGCCAGGGAAUGAAUUCCUGAUCCAAAGAGCUGACGGUUUGUCCCCAAGCAAGGUGCAGGUCAGCAAAAUUCCCCCUUUUAUUUAAUUUCCUGCUUUAGAGGAGGCAGGAAGGAGUAUGAGAAAUAGCUGCGGGUUGUGGUCAAUGCCUCUUGAGGAGGAAUAAACCUGCACCACCACAGCAGUGUGGGUGCCACGUCUUGAGGGGGCUCCCCUCAGGGUCGGUUGGACUAACACGGCUGUGCCGGGACCCUUCCCAUGUGCUGCCGCUGCCAUGCUGGGACUCUUCAGAGUGUCCUUGUCCCGUUUGGGGAACUGAAAGCACUGGGGGAUGAGGCAGGCGUCAGACUGCUGCAGGGGGGGUGGGGGUGUCAUGGGCUGCACACAUGCAGCCUGACAUGGGGUUCAACACUGCUGUGGGUCAGGGCUGCCAGCAGCAUUUUGGAGCCCUGGGGUCAAGACCGGCUGCUGCAGGACAUGCACCAUGGCCAGUGGGACAGAGGUGCAUCUCCCCCAGCCACAGGCUGGUCCCGAGCCCCUCCUUGGGCCCCGGUGCAGCUGCUGUAUUUGUAGACCAGCGGCUGGGCUUAGUCUGAGCACAGAUGUGGGAGUUGUCCUGUAAGUGAAAUGGAGUUGAACGGGGUCUUUUCUGGGCUUGCACGAGCUAUGUAAGGGUCCAUGGGCUGCAGGGGGAUGAGUCCAGCUGCACAGAGCUCUGCUCUGCGCUGCCCAUGGCACCCGGGCUGCGCGCUGCACCGUGCUCACCUCUCAAGCUGCAUUGCCAAAACGAGGAACCCGCAGCUGUAGCUCUUCUGCAAAGCAGCUGUGGCCCCGCAGUCAGCUUCUCCCCAGCUUUUUCAGCACCGUGCAUCGCCCUCCAUGUGCAUGCCAGGGCCAGAGCAGCAAAGGAGGAGACAGGGCCAUGCUCCCACAGAGCUUCACCUUAUGGGCACCAUGCAGCCAUGCAGCGCCCUGGGGCCAAAUCCACUUGUUUUCAGGGAAAAAUUAAUGAUUCAGAGCAGCCUGCUUGGGAAAGUUGUAAAAACAGGGCACUCUGCUUUUUCUGAGUGCUUUCCCCUCUCCCCCAGCACCGAAGUGGUUUGACGGGCAGCGCUCGACGCAGAACAGGCAGGGCACCCUGACUGAGUACUGCUACACGCUGGUCAACCUGCCCCACAAGAUCUCCCGAUGCCUGCACGUGGUCAACUUCUUCAAGGUCCGUCACGAUGACAUGAACCCUGUCACAGACAGCCAAACCAAGAAGCCCGAGGUCUUCCUCCUGCCAAAGGAUGCCAAGAAAAACCCCACCGACAUCACGGGCCCCAUUGUCCUGCAAACAUACCGAGCCAUCGCCGACUACGAGAAGAGCUCCACAUCUGAGAUGGCUCUAAAAGCUGGGGACAUGGUAGAUGUCGUGGAGAAGAGCGAAAGCGGAUGGUGGUUUUGCCAGGUGAAGAAUAAACGGGGCUGGGUGCCAGCUGCCUAUCUGGAACCAAUGGAUGGUCCUGAUGAGUCUGAAGAGCAGGAGCCCAACUACGCAGGUGAGCAGUACAUUGUCCAGAAAAGCUACACAGCCAUGGAGGAGGACGAGCUGACCCUCAAGGAGGGUGAUACCAUUGAAGUCAUCCACAAGCUGCUUGAUGGCUGGUGGGUCAUCAGGAAGGAUGAAACCACAGGUUAUUACCCCUCCAUGUACCUGCAGAAAGCUGGGGAGGCGAACACCUCUGUGAAGAGUGAGCUGAGGAACCGGAUUGCUCCUCCACGGAGAUCCACCAUCCGAAAUGCGAAGAGCAUCCACAAGCAGAGCCGGAAGCUGAUCAGCCAGGAGACCUACAGAAGGAACAGCAAGAAGUACAUCCAGAGCCAGAGGAACAUGAAGGAAAACUUGCAGAACAAGGCCAAAGUCCUCAGUAAGUCUCAACAGGGCUUUUGCCCUGGAUGUGGGCUGAAGUCCUGCAGGCACAGCUCAUGCCCUCCAAUGCCUGUUGCUGGAGCUGUGGCACGAGCAAACAAGCCUGGGAAUCCCUGUGCCACGCUGAAAGAUCUGGAUGGGGAGGAGGAAACGAGUCUUCUUUUCUCCAAACCCUCUGCACUUCAUGCCCCAAGGUUGGGCUGUCCCUACAGGGCAGCACGGCCUCUGGCUCUGCCCCAUCACAGGUGGGAGGUGAUGCAGUAGGACAACACAUGUAAGUCACACGUUGCCUGUCCACCCUUCUCCUGUGGGGAAAGCAUGUGCAGGGAGGUGUUUCUUUUCAAUGAGGUUUCUUACCUCUGGUCUGACAGAGAAGGAGCAGCACAUGGUGGCAUUUCUGCCCUCAGUAGGUCCUGGUAAAGGUAAGCCCACAUUUAGGACCUGUGCUUUCCUCUGUGCACCUAACCUCACCCUUGCUGCUCUUACCAUUACCAUUAUCAUGUAUGUUAGCUGUCAGCAAAGCACACAGAGGGAGGUGGUGCAUAAAGAAG